Molecule: messenger RNA, 1645 nt
Organism: Saccostrea cuccullata (small rock oyster)
Lineage: Eukaryota; Metazoa; Mollusca; Bivalvia; Ostreida; Ostreidae
Product: monocarboxylate transporter 10-like
Exons: 6
Coding region: 1-1623 (540 amino acids)
Biological process (GO): transmembrane transport
Cellular component (GO): membrane
Molecular function (GO): monocarboxylic acid transmembrane transporter activity
Source: RefSeq, a predicted model, not a curated record
AUGUCCAGUUGUGAAGAGAAAAAGGCACCACCAAAAACUGAAACAGAAUCCGCGCUAAAGUUGGAUAGCAAGGUAGAUGAGGUAUUGAUACAUAAUGAAAGGGCCAUUGAAAAGGAAUUUAUUCCCCCCGACGGGGGCUGGGGUUGGGUAGUUUGUGUUACAUCCCUCUUGACAAAUGGUACUACUUUCAGCAUGCUCAACACUUUUGGCAUAAUAUACGUGUAUUUAAUCAAGGAAUAUGCCAAGGGAGAUCAUUCAGUUGCUUUCAAAACAUCAUGGGUAGGAUCAUUCUGUAUAGGUUUAACAUUUUUGAUGAGCACUUUUGCCGGUAUAUGCAAUGACCACAUAGGAAUCCGACCAACAGCAUUUUUUGGAGCUUGCUUAGGGGCGAUUGGUCUCUUCGCUAGUGCUUUUGUCAUUCAACUAGAGCUCCUAUACUUAACAUAUGGUCUCUUACUCGGGAUUGGUGGAGGUUUUAUUUAUUCUACCUCUUUGGUCAUUCUUGGACACUACUUUGAAAAGCAUAUCGGUAUUGUGAAUGGGAUCGUGACUUUUGGAAGUUCAGUCUACACAAUAGUUUUAUCUGUUAUUCUUCCAAUUGUUCUGGAAUCCUUUGGAAUCAAAUAUACUUUCCUUUUCCUUGGAGGGUUGUAUUGUAUUCUUCUACCAUGUAGUCUGACUUGGAAGCCAUUGUUUCAAAGGCAGACUGACAUUUCUCGUGUAGAUGCAUCUUUGAACAAAAGAGAGCAACAAGGGGAUGAAUGUUGCAAUUGGGCAAAGAAGUGCUUGAAUUUGAACAUUUUUAAAAACCGUGCAUAUCUUACCUGGUUUUUGGGAUUCGGCAUAGCUUUAUUUGGAUACUUUGUACCCUUUGUACAUCUAGUUAAACAUACUCAAGAAGCCUUUCCCAAAUCCAAUGCAUUUAUUUUGAUCACUUGCAUGCAAGUUACUUCGGGUAUUGGAAGAUUAGUGUUUGGAAAAAUAGCUGACUUGAAAUUUGUAAAUCGAAUUUAUAUGCAACAAUGUGCAUUCGUAGUGACAGGCUUCGUAACUGCAUGUAUUCCAUUCAGUGCCAGUUUUGAAGGACUAGUGGCUAUUUGUCUCAUUAUGGGCAUUUGUGACGGAAUAAGUGUAUGUUUAUUAGGUCCUAUUGCCUUUGACCUUGUUGGUCCUCAGAAUGCUUCACAGGCUAUUGGAUUCAUGUUAGGUGGAUUUUCUAUUCCGUUUACCGUUGGCCCUCCUAUUGCAGGUUUGCUCUACGAUCAUCUACAUACAUAUGACAUAGCAUUUGUUACUGCCGGUGCCCCUCCCAUAAUUGGUGCGAUUGUUAUGUGUUUUAUACCCCAAAAGGCAAGACCGGAAGCAAAAGAAACCCACGCAUUUUCUUCUAUUUCAAUGGAAGAUGUUUAUCAAACGAAUACAGAUAAAUCAGAAUUGGAACUAAAAGUCGCAGUGUCCGAUCAGAUGAGAGAAGAAUUGCAUGAAGAGGAAAAGAAGCUUUUAAAUUCAUCAAACAAUGACUUCAUAUCAAGAAGAAAAGGUUCUAGAGGCUCUACUGAAAAUAUAGACAACACAUCAAGACAGAAUUCUGAGCUAUGUUUAAAGAAUGGAUUGACACCUUAAUGGGAGUUAAUGGAAAUUGAAA